Paramecium sonneborni is the source of this 531-nucleotide messenger RNA. The record is from the annotation of a GenBank genome assembly. Lineage: Eukaryota; Ciliophora; Oligohymenophorea; Peniculida; Parameciidae.
AUUUUUAUUUAAUGAUAAAUAUUGUAAAAACUUUUCAUCAUUAUUCUAGUUCCCUUUAAGUUUAUUGCUAACAGCCAAAGGAUCAGAAAUGGUAUUUAAAAAAAAAUGAUAUAAAUAGGUUGUUGAAGUUAAAGCUGGAGAUACAUAUCAUGGUAAAUUAGAAUAAUUAGAUAAAUUUAUGAAUGUAAAAUUAACGAAUGUUAAACAUACAUCAAAAGUAAUUGUUUUUUCUUAUGAUUUUUAUUAGGAUGGGAAUUCAUUUCAUGGAAUAAAAGAAUUACUUAUUAAAGGAAAUUCGAUUAAGUAUUUUAGAUUGGUAUGAAUAGUAAUAUUGAUAUUUAAGAAUCCUAAUGCUGAGAAAAAAGCUUAAGAGGAGGCUGAAAUAUGUAAAUCUUCAAUUAAUAUUAGAUGAGUAGCAAUAAUAGUAAAAAUAAUAAAAGCAAAAUGAAUAAAAAUAAUAAAGGAAAGCUCAAAAUUAAAAACCCCGCGGAAAAUCAUUUCCUUAGAAACAAUCUUAACAGAGAAGAUGAG